GCAGCAAAGGUUUCGUCCUCCAGCUAACGGCCACAGCCAUGGCGUCAACUGAGAUAGCAAGGCAAGCGGGUGAAGGGGCUCGUGCUGUCCCUCUGGCAGGCCAUGUCGGCUUUGACAGCAUGCCUGACCAGCUGGUCAACAAGUCUGUCAACCACGGAUUCUGCUUUAACAUCCUCUGUGUUGGUGAGACGGGUCUGGGGAAGUCCACUCUGAUGGACACGUUGUUCAACACCAAGUUUGAGGGGGAGCCCACCCAGCACAACCAACCGGGAGUCACACUCAAGUCCAACACCUAUGAACUCCAGGAGAGUAACGUGCGCCUCAAACUCACUGUUGUUAACACCGUGGGCUUCGGAGACCAGAUCAAUAAAGAAGACAGCUACAAGUCCAUUGUGGAGUUUAUUGAUGCCCAGUUUGAAGCAUAUCUACAGGAGGAACUGAAAAUCAAGCGCACGCUACACAGCUACCAUGACACCCGCAUCCACGCAUGCCUAUACUUCAUCGCUCCCACAGGACACUCGCUCAAAUCCCUGGACUUGGUGACCAUGAAAAAACUUGAUAGCAAGGUCAAUAUAAUCCCAAUCAUUGCCAAGUCAGAUGCCAUCUCCAAGAGCGAGCUGGCCAAGUUCAAAAUCAAAAUCACCAGUGAGCUGGUCAGCAAUGGAGUGCAGAUCUACCAGUUCCCCACUGAUGACGAGUCUGUGGCAGAGAUCAACUCCACCAUGAACAGCCAUUUGCCGUUCGCUGUGGUGGGGAGCACAGAGGAAGUGAAGAUUGGGAACAAGAUGGUGAAGGCCCGGCAGUACCCCUGGGGGACCGUGCAGGUGGAAAAUGAGAAUCACUGUGACUUCGUCAAACUGCGAGAAAUGCUGAUCAGGGUGAACAUGGAGGACCUGCGAGAGCAGACUCACACACGCCAUUAUGAGCUCUACCGGCGCUGCAAACUGGAGGAGAUGGGCUUUAAGGACACAGACCCUGACAGCAAGCCCUUCAGUCUGCAGGAGACGUAUGAAGCUAAGAGGAACGAGUUCAUGGGUGAGCUGCAGAAGAAAGAAGAAGAAAUGAGGCAAAUGUUUGUCCAAAGAGUCAAAGAGAAGGAGGCGGAGCUUAAAGAAGCAGAAAAAGAGCUGCAUGAGAAGUUUGACCGUCUGAAGAAGCUCCACCAGGACGAGAAAAAGAAACUGGAGGAGAAGAAGAAGUCCCUGGACGACGAGCUUAACACGUUCAAACAGAAAAAGACUGCGGCAGAGCUCUUGCAGAACCAAGCUCAACAGGCAGGGGGCUCCACCACACUCAAGAGGGACAAAGAGAGGAAAAAUAAUCCCUGGCUCUGCACUGAGUAGGUCCUCAACCCUCAAGCUUUGCUAAGGGACCGGCCAUUGUGGGUACUGAGUACCUCAAAUGUGACCAGAGACUUUGUGGACACCAUCCACCAGGGUUUCUUAAUCAUUACCUGCUCAGUAAUAUGGGUUAAUGUGUAUUCAUUGUUUCACUGCUGCUCUAACCUCACCUUGAGCAAUCUAAUUCUUGCUUUAUUGCCUCUGCUUAUGCUUAUGUGUGUAUUGUUUUGUGCUGUGACUAACAUCCUUUUCCAGUUGUGAUGGAGAUUUACAUGCACACUUGUUCUUUUGUUGUAAUAAUUGAAUGGCACAUUUACUUUUAGAUGAACCACGGACAAGUAGACAGUCAUAGACUCAAAGCAUAUCCUACCAGAUUUAUUCACUCUUAUAAAAAUUCACACAGCAUUGUCAGUGGGCACAAUAUCUUCUCAUUAUUAAUGCUUGAUGUAUUGUUUGAAUGACUGUAGAACCAUAGGGAUUUUACUACUUGUUUUUGUAUUUAUGAUCAAUUUUCUCUCUGAUAUCAGAUGCACUUCUAAUUCUUUGACUCUGGCCCUUAAGUUUUUAUGAGCGUUUCUGCUUUGCCAACUCCUCUAACUGCUGGCUUUCUUUCUCUUUGUCUCUUCAGCUUCUUUUAAUCUGUCUUGACCACCUGAAGAGGGGAUUGCAACUUCAGCAAGAACUAAGCACCCUUUACCUCUUCCUGUUUUUCUCGCUGUAUGAACCUUUUAUAUCCCCCCCGCCCCCAUCGCAUCUCCUUUUGUUGAAUAUGGCCUUAUGUGGACUCGCAUGGUAUUUCUGACCACCUAAUGAAGCUCUAAACCAGUUUGGCAGGUUGGGAACCGGGCACAGUUUAGAUCUGCUAUUAUGUCUUAAUGUAUAUAAAGCGACUCUUGUAGUUCAUAGAAGUCAUCAGUGGGGGUUUACACAUUUCCAGGACUCAUAGGUUGACAUCGUUAUUUGAUCUCUACUUGAAAUGAAAUUGCAAUGAUCUGCACUAUGCACUCAUCUUUUCAAUAGGAUUCUUAAUACAAAGCGCACAUUAGAAUAAAUCGCUACUAAAACAUCAAGGCUUGUUGAUUAAACAAAAACUCAUGGACAGAAGCACUUAAUGCACUGUGUGUAAUGCGUUUUAAGUAUAAUGAGUAGACAUGUUGCUUUCUUGAAUCUAGCUCAGUUAGAUAUUAAAAUCUCCUGCUUUCAGGUUUUCUGAAUAUCGAAAUUAAACAAUUAAAUUAGAGUCAUAAUCAUGCAAAAGCCAAAGCAAUAUUUAUACAUAGCAUUUCAUUUUAUGGUGCCCAUGUUUACAUGUCACUGUUGAAUACCAUGGAGGUCACAUGUCAUGGCCUUUUAUUACACACUGUGCUUUAAUAUUCACAAACCUAUUCUAUAUUUUGCAUGCAUCUUUUUAUUUCAUUGCUGCUGUGACCUUUGACCUGCUUGUUUUUAUCCCCUAUUAACUCAGUUUUGCAGUCUAUUUCAACUUCAAUUCUGUUUUCUUCAAAAUGGUGCAUAUUAUUAAUGUAUAUUUGCUCUGUCCUAUGAUCUCAGCUCCCAUUUUGCCAAAUAUUAGAAUAAGGUGGAGUUGAACUGAAUCCCAGAUAGGAGUAUUAAAAAAAAAUACUCAUGCAUUUAUAUAAUUUAUAAGGAUAUAUUUUGUGUAUUGAAGUGGAGACUUGUUGUUUAUUACCUUUGAUCUUUGGACGUGACUGAGUGUGAAGUAACAUUUUGGUGUCAGAAAAUGCCAUACAUUUUUCUAGUAUCAGUCAUCACCUCUUGUAGUCAAAAACUCGCCCACACUACAAAUUAUUCAGUAUCUUACUUUAGUUUGAUUCCAUUGAUGUACAUUUUCAAUAAAAAAUGUGA
Seriola dumerili (greater amberjack) is the source of this 3206-nucleotide messenger RNA. RefSeq names its product septin 6 (gene septin6). Gene Ontology annotation, biological process: cilium assembly; cytoskeleton-dependent cytokinesis. The coding region runs from base 39 to 1343 and encodes 434 amino acids. The record is from RefSeq and is a predicted model, not a curated record. The transcript is spliced from 10 exons. Lineage: Eukaryota; Metazoa; Chordata; Actinopteri; Carangiformes; Carangidae. Gene Ontology annotation, cellular component: microtubule cytoskeleton; cell division site; septin ring. Gene Ontology annotation, molecular function: molecular adaptor activity; GTP binding; GTPase activity.